AUGGACAAGACCGGCACGACCUCCGGCUCUCUCUGUUCCCUUUCUUCGCUUAAAUCCUCUUCUCCGCCAUCCACCUCUUCCUCUCUGCGCGUUUCUGGACCCGGAUGCACUCCGUUGCACGGAGAAAGCCUCCGCGGCGAGGCGCCGUCUUCUGUUCCUGCCUGCUGGCGGCGCGAGCCUGUGAUUUUGUGUCCACCGAACAAGGCUCCUGUUGUUCGUGUUGAACAGAUGCAUGUCCAGCAGCAAGGGAAGCGCAAGCGACAGCAUGUGCCUCUCCCAGUCGCUCCUCAAGGGAGUUCUUGGACCGGCCUUCCUUCACAGGGGACGGGCGGUGUAUGCGCACCGUCGCGUCCAGCUUGCUGGUGUCUGCCGUGCGUCAAACCGCGUUGUCGUUCCUUUGCUUCUUCUUCUGCCUCUGCAAAGGUGGAAUCGGCGGCAGCCCCCUCUGUCUCUUCAUCUCUUCCCUCUCCUGCGGCGUCCUCCGGCAGGUUCCGGUCUGCAGUUCACCAAGAGAUGAUUGUUGCCAUGACCCGGACCCACUUGCAAAAUCUCCUCCUGAAACGCUUCGGGACUUUCAAAACGCAGGAGUGCCGCAUCCUGGGCAAACCGGCCUUUUCCGCUGUGGUUUUGAAGGCCUGGGCGAGCUGGCUGGUUGACCAGAAUCUCUGUUUGGACGGCGAAGCCGGGUUUCGCCUCGCGUACGCCCCGCCGCCGCCAGCGGUUUUGAAGAACCCGAAAGUUCGCGAGUUGAUGGCGACCGACCUCGAAGUCCACUGGCUGAUGACCAAGCUGACGAACCAGAACACAGCGGCAGUUUCGGGCGUUUCGCCUGCCUCGGAGCGCGCGAGCACGGACCUCGCGUCAGACCCAGACGCAGAGCGGAGAAUCCAAAUGGUGAAGAAAGCAGACAACGUCCCGCAACCUCACUUUCCGUCGGUGUUGAAGAUGGACCACCCGCAGUUCCCCUACGAGCCCUACGAGCUCGAGAAGCUGCGCGAUCUCUACGGCGUGCUGCUCAAAUGGCCGUACAGAGAAGGGGGCCAGGUUCCGAGCGUCGCAGCUCGGCGGGCAGAGAUGGAGCGGAAGCGCGAGGAGCGGGUGCGACGGGGGGAAGAAGAGGAAGGCGCGCGGGAAGAAAGCGAAGAAGUCGCUGGGCAACUCGAAGUCACCACCGGCUGCAGCGACAGCUACGUGUACGCCCCCAGCGAAAUGGAAACGGGGCUCUACAGGGAACACUGA
Neospora caninum is the source of this 1239-nucleotide messenger RNA. RefSeq lists its product as hypothetical. NCBI's taxonomy places the organism in Eukaryota, Apicomplexa, Conoidasida, Eucoccidiorida, Sarcocystidae. The transcript has 2 exons. The coding region runs from base 1 to 1239 and encodes 412 amino acids. The record is from RefSeq and is a predicted model, not a curated record.